Myxocyprinus asiaticus (Chinese sucker) is the source of this 9349-nucleotide messenger RNA. RefSeq names its product bromodomain containing 4 (gene brd4). Gene Ontology annotation, biological process: positive regulation of transcription elongation by RNA polymerase II; chromatin remodeling. Lineage: Eukaryota; Metazoa; Chordata; Actinopteri; Cypriniformes; Catostomidae. Gene Ontology annotation, cellular component: nucleus; chromatin. The transcript is spliced from 20 exons. Bases 524 to 5050 code for a protein of 1508 amino acids. The record is from RefSeq and is a predicted model, not a curated record.
CGUCAGAGCCAUUUUCACUGAGUAAGAGCACGCCGCUCUCAGCCAAGGAAAGAGAGAGAAAGAGUGCGCAUUCUGGAUUCUACCGAUUCUUCACUCUUUCUUCCUCUCUCCACUUUCUGUUGCCCCUCUAGAGGCAAUUUGGGUGAGCGAAGCCUCUGGUGGACACGCAAUGGGGCAAAGUGCCUGUGGCAACUGGGCCGUUGUGCUUCCGAGGGGGGGAGGGGGUAGAGAGCCGACCGGCGCACAGAGCUAACAGAUUCAGCCGGCCUCAGGCCUCUGCGCCUCUCACUCUCAUGCUCGAGUCUCCGGCUAGAGGCUUCUAGGAACUCAACCUCUUUCUCUUAGGACUAUGGUGGACUAACUAUGGAUUAACAUGUAUUUGGCUCAGUGGAUUUUGGGACAUAUACGAAAGAUCUGGCGAUUUGAGAGCGAGAAGUCGCUGUGUUUUGGGAUUGAGUGACGAACUUUUCUUGCCUUUUUAGUUCCCUUUCUGUUUUGCUUUUGUGGCGAGAGGAACUCCUCAAUGGAUUACAAAAUUCUUUCCAAGUCCAAUGAUUUGUUGGAUUUUCAGACACUGGAUGCUCUUUUGGAAAAAAUUGCACAUUGCUCCGUCCCUCUUAAAAGAGAGCCCAGCGAGCAGUGCAAUGGAAUUAGCGGUGCUCUCCCUACGGAGCCCGCGCCCGGCUCGAGACUGAGCGAGUGGUGUCCUGCCGCACCCCCUCCCGUCCCUCUGCCCGCGCUCCACCCAGCCAGUAUGGGGGACGGCUUGGACGCAGUGCAGAUGUCGGGGAGCAGCAGCAGUCAGGGGCAGCCCUCGUCCCAGGCCCCUUCCCUUUUAAAUCCUCCUCCCCCAGAAACUUCCGACCCUUCCCGCCCCAAGCGCCAGACCAACCAGCUGCAGUUCCUGCUAAAGUUUGUGCUUAAGACCCUUUGGAAGCAUCAGUUCGCCUGGCCUUUCCAUUCACCUGUUGAUGCCGUUAAGCUCAAUCUGCCUGACUAUUAUAAGAUAAUCAAAAAUCCUAUGGACAUGGGAACAAUCAAGAAACGCUUAGAGAACAGUUACUACUCAAAUGCCCAAGAAUGUAUUCAAGAUUUCAACACCAUGUUUACCAACUGCUACAUCUAUAAUAAGCCUGGGGAUGACAUAGUCUUAAUGGCAGAAGCACUGGAGAAGGCGUUCCUCACCAAGAUUUCUGAAAUGCCCCAGCAGGAGGUUGAGAUCACAACCACAAGCGGCAAGGGUCGUGGUCGGGGCAGGAGGGAUCCAGACCUGAACCUGAAGAUAGGACCUGGCCUGGAUUCUUCACCCACAAACCCUCAAACACGUGGCCUUUCCAAUCUCACCCCUGGGCCACAGAAUAGAGGACCCACACAGGGUCCGCCCACUUUACCUUCCCAACCUGCCAUGCAAGUCUUGCCCCCUCGAGUGCCCCCUUCACUCCCUCCCCAUGCACCGCAAUUAGGGACACCUUUUUCUCUGGGCCCCACUGACUGCACCCCACAGACUCCCAUCAUGACUGCUGUGCCUCCCCCUGCCCAGACCGCCCUGCCGCCCAUUCACAUGCAGCAGAGCACUGCCCCCAUUCUACAGAACCCCAUCCCGAUGGCUCCCAAAAGAAAGAGCCAGAAAAGGAAAGCAGACACCACAACACCUACUGCAAAUGACCAGCUGAGCGAAUCCUCGCCUGCUGAGUCAAAGUCGGGAAAGACACUGCCACGCCGGGAUACUACACGACCAAACAAAGUACCCAAAAAGGAGACACCAGACUCCCAACACCAUUGGACGGCUCCCACUGGGACUCCUAGCCCCAAGCAACAAGAGCAGUUACGCUAUUGCUCAGGCAUUGUAAAGGACAUGUUUGCUAAGAAGCAUGCGGCGUAUGCCUGGCCCUUCUACAAGCCAGUUGAUGUGGACACUCUAGGACUGCACGAUUACCAUGAUAUCAUCAAACAUCCCAUGGAUCUCAGCACCAUUAAGGACAAGUUGGAAAACAGACAGUACAGAGAUGCUCAGGAGUUUGCAGCAGAUGUACGGUUAAUGUUCUCCAACUGCUACAAGUACAACCCUCCAGAUCAUGAAGUGGUGGCUAUGGCUCGCAAACUGCAGGACGUGUUUGAGAUGCGUUUUGCUAAAAUGCCCGAUGAGUCAGAGGAAAUGCUAACACCUGCUCCUGCACCAGCGCUCCACCCGGCUCCUGUAAAGACACAGCCGCCCUCAUCCUCUGACAGCUCCAGCGAAUCCUCAUCUGAAUCUGACUCCUCCACGGAUGGCUCUGAAGAGGAGAGAGCCCAGAGGCUAGCAGAGCUUCAGGAGCAGCUGAAAGCAGUGCAUGAGCAGCUGGCUGCCUUGUCCCAGCCUCAGGCCAGCAAACCAAAGAAGGAAAAGAAAGAAAAGGAGAAAAAGAAAGACAAGCACAAAAAGAAAGCAGGAGUUAUGCCUGCACUGGAGGAGAUCCUGGAGCCGCCCCCUGUUCUUAAGGCUCAGGGAAAGCCCAAGAACAAGGAUCCUAUGCUUAAGAAGUCCAAAAAACCCAGUAAGAAGGAGGGAGGUAAGGGCAACCGCUCCGUGGCUCCCCCAGGCAACGCCCCACCCACCCUGCAGCCUGUAGUAGGCCUGGAUACUGAGGAGGAUCUUGGUCUGGCCGGAGGGCCGGCAAUGACAGGCAUGGCAGCUGGGGAGAAGUGUAAGCCCAUGUCCUAUGAAGAGAAGAGACAGCUGAGUCUGGAUAUUAACAAACUGCCUGGUGACAAGCUGGGUCGUGUGGUCCACAUCAUCCAGUCCCGUGAGCCCUCGCUUAAGAACUCUAACCCGGAUGAGAUUGAGAUCGAUUUCGAGACAUUGAAGCCCUCCACACUGCGGGAGCUGGAGAGAUACGUGUCGUCCUGUCUCCGCAAAAAGAAAAAGCCUGCUGUUCCAGAGAAGACCAUGGAGGCAAUGAAUGCUGCAAAGACAAAAGGCUCAUCAUCAGAAUCGGGCAGCAGCAGUGAGUCCAGCUCUUCAGAAAGUGAAGACUCUGAAACAGCAAUGGCUUCCAAGCCGAAGAAAAGGGGUAGAGGUGAAGGGAAGAAGGCUCAUCACCAGGCGAUGGCUCCAGGCAUUCCUCAGCCGCAGGUUCCUCAUCAGCCCCAGACCGUGUCACUGCAGCCCACCAUUCAGCUGAAACAACAGCAGCAUCCCUCUCCUGCCGCUUACAUGGCUCCCCCUGUCACAGCGCUGGAGCCCUCACAGCUGCUGGAGAACCCCUUUGACCCUCUGUCCCACUUCGGCCAGCCCCUCAUGCACCUUUCUCACCACGCCAAUGACUCGUCCUCCCCUGCACCGCCUCACCUCAACACUCACCCUCCAGGAGGCACUGUGUCGCCUGACACACACCCAUUCCUGAACCAGCACCACAUUCACCCAUCCCCAGCCCUGCACAACGCAAUGCCCCAGCAACCUUCAAGGCCCAGUAACAGGGCAGCCCCGCUACCUCCUAAACCUCUGCAACAGAGCACGCCCCAGCAGCAGCCCCAGCAGACCCUGCCACAGCAGCUCCAGCCCCAGCAACCCCCGCCGCCCCAGCACCACCUCCCUCCACACCUCCCCCAGCCUCCUCAGCCAAUACGCCAUCGGUCCCUCUCUCCCCCCACACUCACUCCCCAGGGCCUGCUCUCCUCCCAGCCCCCACAGAUGCUGCUGGAGGAUGACGAGGAGCCCGUUCCCUCCAUGAACCUGCCCAUGUACCUGCAGCACCUGCAGCCAAACCGCCUGCAGCAGCAAACCCAGCAGACGACUUCAUUAAUUCAGUCUCUACAGAGCAGGCAGCAGCAGCCAUCUCUGCUGCAGACAGUGCAGGUUCAGUCUCAUCUGGGCCCGCAGAGCUCCCUGUCCACUGCACAGCUCCCCAUUCAAAUGCAGUCUCAGCCGUCAGCAUCACACCAGCCCUCCCCGCAGCUCUCACAGCAUCAGACCAGACACAUGCAGCACUCACAGCAGCAAAUGAACUUCUCACAAGGUCCAGUGCAGACAACACAAACGCAGCCCAGCCAACACAAAAUGCCCACCACGAAAGCACAGCAGAUCAUGCAGCAGCAGCCGCCACAGCAUCAUUCUCCACGUCAACACAAGUCUGACCCUUAUAACUCGGCACAUUUGCGAGAUAACCCCUCCCCGCUUAUGAUCCAUUCCCCUCAAAUUGCUCAGUAUGGUUUAGUCCACCAGUCCCCUCCUCAGGUCAAAAAGGAACCACAACGAGGUCCUUCAGCUCUGGGUGGCAUUAAAGAAGAGAAGUUGCCACCGUCACCUGUGAUGCGUGGUGAGCCCUUCAGUCCAGCCAUGAGACAAGAGCCUCAUAAACACACUGACAGCAAACCCGCAAUGCCAGGCCAUAGCCAACACAGAGCAGAUAUGAAACCACUUGAAAGUUCCCGUCCUGUCAUCCGCUCCUCUGAGCAGAGCGGUCCACCUCCAUCCAUGCAGGACAAAGAUAAAUUCAAACAGGAGCCCAAGACACCGGUGGCUCCUAAAAAGGUACAGGACGUGAAACUAAAGAACAUGGGUUCCUGGGCAAGCCUGGCACAGAAAUCCACCUCCACUCCCUCGUCUGCUCUGAAGUCAUCCAGCGACAGCUUUGAGCAGUUCCGACGUGCGGCCCGGGAGAAGGAAGAGCGAGAGAAGGCCUUGAAGGCUCAGGCUGAGCAAGCUGAAAAAGAUCGUCUGCGAAGAGAACAAGAGAAACUUCGGGGACGAGAUGAAGAGGACUCCAUGGAGACUACGAGAAGGCCUCAGGAGCAGCCACGCAGGCGGCCAGAGCCACAGCAGGUCCAGGCCCCUCAGCAGCAGCAUCCAGCUCAGUCCCAAGCCCAAAACCCGGCCCAACCGCCCUCUGCACCGCAGCCUUCCCAAGCCCCGCCGCAGUCCCCCGCCUCUUCCCAGAGUGCACUUGACCAGCAGAGGGAGCUCGCACGUCGCCGGGAGCAGGAGAGGAGGAGGAGAGAGGCGAUGGCAGCUACUAUUGACAUGAAUUUCCAAAGUGAUUUGAUGGCUAUCUUUGAGGAGAACUUGUUCUGAAGUGCAAGAGGGAGCGAUAAACUGCAAAACAGAUCAUGGAUUCCUCUACAUGGACAGAAUGAACUCGUACAGCAGGAAGGGAAAAAGACCCCAUCUGACCACAAGAAACACUGAAGAGGCUGAACUAGCGAUGUAGAAGCUGAGGCCCUGAGAGAGGGAGCUGUAGCUCUUCUUUUGCCUUAGCAGAAAGAGGGACGCCAUCGCCUCUCCGGCAUUCCUCCUGGAUUUGGCAUUGUGACCAUGGCGUGAAUGAGAGGACUUGUGUGACUUAAUUCAGAGUAUGGGAGCAAUGGACAAUGUGAUCAAGGAGGAAUAUAUGACUAUUAAAUGUAUUGAUUAUCUGUAGUACGGCAUCCAUCGACUGCCAGAUGUCUGUGGGGGAUUAGACGACGUCUUUGUUUUCCUGUUUGAUUUCGUUUCCCUCCCAUCGUUUUGUUUUUGUCAUCUCCUUUCCUCCUUUUUUGCAAAAACACGUAGGCAAAUGGCAGGAUGGGAUUCGGGGGCACUUAAAGAUCUUCCUCAGGAGAGGAAGUACAGCUCGCCUUACACCUCUGACUUGUAAACAUGACGACGACAAACAAUAUUCACCAGGGGCUGUGACUAAACAUGGUGUGUUUCACACUGUUAUCAUGUGCAGAUUUUUCAUUAUGUAGGAUCUACUGUAAAAAGGUAUUUUCUUAAUUACUGUUUUGGUUGAUCGGUUGGUUGUAUUUCUUGUUUUGUUUUUCUUUUUUUAAAUAUUUUUAAUUCUCUUACCAACACCUUACCCCCUCUGAUGUCUAUGCCAAACACCCGUAUCAUUUAAUGCUGACAGCCGAGACCCGAAACGCUUCACUUAACAUGUCUUUCUUAAUAUAUAAAUAUAUUUUCUUGUUCUCCCCACUCGUCAUUGAAAAGUUUAGGUAGCCUUGUAGAAAAUAAACCCUAAUAUAUGCAUUAUUCUGACAAGUGUUAACUGAGGACAGAAACCAUUGAGAGAGAGAGAGAGAGACUUUCAUUAUUCAUCGUUUUCACGUCAACCUGGUGAAGAAUUGACCUAUAAGAGGCGGUUUCUGAGUGUCGUUUAGUUGAAAUAUAAUUUAAAGAAUACAGUAACUAUUUUAAGUGUAUUAUACAUAUAGAAGGAAAACUUGCAACAACUGGUACAUGUUCACGCUGUCGCAUUCUAGAAUACGCCAUGUAAAUGCCAGGCAAAUUUGGCUCUUCGCAGCACUGCAGAGAAGAGGCAGAACGGAGCUCUCAGCUGGUCACUGCAUGACUCCUCUUUUCUUUUCACAAAUAAUUUUAUUACAACUGCACAGAGAGAACUCUGUAUGCUGUAUUAGAUAUAAUUACAAAAAUUCUGAAACAAAAAAAUAACAAAAAAACAAAAAAAUCAAACAGUUCUGAUUUAUCAUUGUUCUUGUUCGAUUCUAGUGGAUGUGUUCUAAUUCUGUUGUUUGACUCAGCAAGGGGGGCGGGGGGCACAAUUUGAGACCUUGGCAGGUCCUCUGAGUUUUCUCUUAUAGUGUUUUCUCCAGUGCCUGUAUUGUAUUGCGAUUCUAGUUGGCAUAUAUUACGUUCUGGGAGGGCGAGGGUGGGGGUGCGAUUUGCCGAAAGAUCCGGGAGGGAAAAUUGGGGAUUUAGGGGAGAGCUUGUGUUUAAAUGACAAAAAAGGAAAGUAAACAUUUUAUAUUUGACCCAUUUACAAUAUUCGGGUUUCAAUCUAGUUUUAGCUGGACUUCUUAAUUAUAUGCCGAACAACUAUGUUUUUCAAUUGCUAAAAACUGCUAAGAGGACACAUCCGAGCAGCCACAUGAACAUCACUGACUUGCAAGUCUGGAUAUUUGGAUGUGUGCAUCAUGUCAGUAUGGGGGGGGGGGGGUUGCUCUUACCUGGAGGUUUCAAUCAUAACAACACUUCAUUUAAACAAUAUGCUUUGCAAACUUUUCAUGAAGUCCACUUAUAUAAAUAUCUAUUUUUUUUCCUUUGGUUAAUUUGGUCUGUAAAAGUUUAAAGAAGAGAAAUACUUCAUUCCUUCGAGCCUUUAAAUGCAUUUUCUUUUCCAUGGUAAACAGUUGGACAUUAUGUGCCAUAGAUUCGGAUUCUCCGGAGAAUGUGCUGACCUGCUGCUCAGCAGAGAGUUUGCUUUAUUCAGGUAUUUUUGUUAUUUUCUUUUUUUGGGGGGGGCGGGGGGGGGGGGGGACAUUUUCCUCGAUUUCUGUUUGGUAUGUGCGUGGGCUUUCGAGGUCAAUGCUUCAAUCUGUUAUGAUCAUGAAAUAAACUCAUCUCUUUUAUAGAAAAUUAAAAGGAAACAAAAAAUGACCCUGUCUCCUCUCUUAUAAUUCAUUAGUUCACCUCUACACAAAAUCCAUCUGUUAUGUUUGAUGUGGCAUUGUUACUACACAUCAGUUUUCACAUUUGUUGACGUAUUAAAAUGGAUGGUUCUGUUGCUUAGAAAAGCUACUGCAUUUACAUGCCUGAUGCAGCAUUUGUAAUCAUGAGGUUACUUGAAGAUUGUUACUUUAAACACCUUAAGAGAGCUCAAGGCAAAAGGGUGAAACUUAAAAAGAAUUGUCCAGGUCAUAUUUCACCCAAAAAUUAAAGAUGAAAAUUCUAAAAGAAAAAUUGUUUUGCAUAUAGAGGAUAAACCCAAUUUUUUUUUUUUUUUUUUACAUCAACUGUACUUUUUAUACUUCAGUGUAAGUCAUUAAAACUCAUUUUUUUUAACCACUCCACAAAUUUAAUAUUAGCAAACUAUAGUUUUGGCAAGUCGUUUAGGACAUCUACUUUGUGCAUGACACAAGUAAUUUUUCCAACAAUUGUUUACAGACAGAUAGUUUCACUUUUAAUUGACUAUAUCACAAUUCCAGUGGGUCAGAAGUUUACAUAAACUAAGUUAACUGUGCCUUUAAGCAGCUUGGAAAAUUCCAGAAAAUGGUGUCAAGCCUUUAGACAAUUAGCUUCUGAUAGGAGAUGUACUGAAUUGGAGGUGUACCUGUGGAUGUAUUUUAAGGCCUACCUUCAAACUCAGUGUCUCUUUGCUUGACAUCAUGGGAAAAUCAAAAGAAAUCAGCCAAGACCUCAGAAAACAAAUUGUGGACCUCCACAAGUCUGGUUCAUCCUUGGGAGCAAUUUCCAAAUGCCUGAAGAUACCACGUUCAUCUGUACAAACAAUAGUACGCAAGUAUAAACACCAAGGGACCACGCAGCCAUCAUACCACUCAGGAUGGAGACACAUUCUGUCUCCUAAAGAUGAACGUAGUUUGGUGUGAAAAGUGCAAAUCAAUCCCAGAAAAACAGCAAAGGACCUUGUGAAGAUGCUGGAGGAAACGGAUAGAAAAGUAUCUAUAUCCACAGUAAAACGAGUCCUAUAUCGACAUAACCUGAAAGGCUGCUCAGCAAGGAAGAAACCACUGCUCCAAAACUGCCAUAAAAAAGCCAGACUACAGGUUGCAAGUGCACAUGGGGACAAAGAUCUUACUUUUUGGAGAAAUGUCCCCUGGUCUGAUGAAACAAAAAUUGAACUUUGGUCAUAAUGACCAUGUUUGGAGGAAAAAGGGUGAGGCUUGCAGGUCGAAGAACACCAUCCUAACCGUGAAGCAUGGGGGUGACAGCAUCAUGUUGUGGGGGUGCUUUGCUGCAGGAGGGACUGGUGCACUUCACAAAAUAGAUGACAUCAUGAGGAAGGAAAAUGAUGUGGAUAUAUUAAAGCAACAUCUCAAGACAUCAGCCAGGAAGUUAAAGCUCAGUCACAAAUGGGUCUUCCAAAUGGACAAUGACCCCAAGCAUACCUUCAAAGUUGUGGCAAAAUGGCUUAAGGGCAACAAAGUAAAUGUAUUGGAGUGGCCAUCACAAAGCCCUGACCUCAAUCCGAUAGAAAAUUUGUGGGCAGAACUGAAAAAGUGUGAGCCAGGAGGGCUACAAACCUGACCCAGUUACACCAGUUCUGUCUGGAUGAAUGGGUCAAAAUUCCAGCAACUUGUGGAAAACUUGUGGAAGGCUACCCAAAAUGCUUGACCCAGAUUAAACAAUUUAAAGGCAAUGCUACCAAAUACUAACAAAGUGUAUGUAAACUUCUGACCCACUGGGAAUUUGAUGAAAGAAAUAAAAGCUGAAAUAAAUCAUUCUCUCUAUUAUUCUGAUAUUUCACAUUCAUAAAAUAAAGUAGUGAUCCUAACUGACCUAAGACAGGGAAUGUUUUCAAUGAUUAAAUGCCAGGAAUUGUGAAAAACCGAGUUUAAAUGUAUUUGGCUAAGGUGUAUGUCAACUUCUGACUUCAACUGUAUAUGUUACAAUUUAAAUAAAUACUGUAGGUAU